This is a messenger RNA of Colletotrichum navitas, 2307 nucleotides long. RefSeq names its product FYVE zinc finger-domain-containing protein. Lineage: Eukaryota; Fungi; Ascomycota; Sordariomycetes; Glomerellales; Glomerellaceae. Gene Ontology annotation, biological process: protein K48-linked ubiquitination; proteasome-mediated ubiquitin-dependent protein catabolic process. The transcript has 3 exons. Gene Ontology annotation, molecular function: metal ion binding; ubiquitin protein ligase activity. The record is from RefSeq and is a predicted model, not a curated record. Gene Ontology annotation, cellular component: membrane; intracellular membrane-bounded organelle; cytoplasm. The coding region runs from base 165 to 2048 and encodes 627 amino acids.
GUCCGACAGCCUGACUUAUCGCUCGCCCACGAGUUGCUGGCGAUACCGACCGACCUCAUUGACGCGGAACAUACAACGGCGAGCUCUAUUCAAGACGAGACGAGAUAGACCCUCGAUAAGCCCGUAGAUAUCAACCGAGCUGGAGACAAUGCAAACAUUCUAAGAUGGCGAGUCCAGACGGUGGAGCUGCUCUAGCUUCCCUUGACGAUAACAACCGCUUGCACGAUGAUGGAGGAGAUUCGAUAUCGGGCAGCUCCUACAUAGGAAGUGACGCCUCGGACGAAUCCUCAGGGCCAGGAGAAUGUCGCUGGCGAACUGCCCGAUACCACGACAUGGAGUGCUCCCGAUACUUCGAUUGCCCUACCCAUGUCGUCGAGAGGCGGCUCUCGGACGUAGAGGCCGACGAUAGCGAUGAGGGGGAUGACGAACCAACCGUGCAGCUUCGAAUAGACGACAAUGGGAUUGGAAGUAGUUCCAGCGCAAGGCCCCAAAUCAUCGAGCCCACGGCGGCCGGUGAUGCUGCAGAACCGAGAGCAAGCUAUGCACCCGUGCCCGAGGCGACCGAUACCGUCCUACCGACUGCACGAGCAGAUUCAGCACAGGCAACCUCAGCACGGGAUACCGAAGGGCCUGAUGAGUCUCAGGAUCCCGAAGAAGCCGCGUCGGCACCACCAACGCCUCUGAGUUCUCGACUCUCAGAGUCCUCUCAACCUCUUCCUCCCACCGCAACGCCUGCACAGCCUACGGGAGAGUUUGUCCCGUCAGAAAGGUCCUCCAGUUUGAUAAGCUUACAAGCUGCAAACACAUCGUCGCAAGACUUGCCUCUACGUCCAGCCUUGUCAUCGAGUCGAUCCCUGGAAACGGCGCCCCCGCCGCCACCUAGAAGAUCGAGCUCUUCAGCUGCCGUCCCGUCUGCCUCGCGGGGCCAGCAAGGUUCCGAGGAGAGGAGCGGUCCGCCCGAGUUUGUCUUGCCAAGGUGGCAGCCAGACGCAGAGGUAACCCUUUGCCCGAUAUGCCACGUACAGUUCAGUAUUUUUGUUAGAAAACAUCACUGCAGGAAAUGUGGAAGGGUCGUGUGUAACGCCUGCUCACCUCACAGAAUCACGAUCCCUUAUCAGUAUAUUGUUCAGCCGCCCGGCCAACCGCGGUUGGCGGCCCAGAGAUACCCAUCGUCCCUCAUCAGCGGUGAGGGAGGAUAUGCAGAUUUCAGCAGUCUCGGUGGAGGAGAGCGAGUUCGUCUAUGCAACCCAUGCGUCCCUGACCCGAACACCACACCACCUCAACAGUCGAUCGCCUCGCCAUCGCAGCUGUCGCCGCGAGCGGCGCAUUAUAGAUCACAAAGCAGCAUCAGUACUAUGUCUAGCAACGCGCCCCCGCCCAGUCGCUUCUCAGGCUACUUUACGUCUGGGCCUUCCUCGGAUACCUAUGCGCGGUCUAGAAGCAUCACUCAUUCCGGAUCCGGUGGCUCCUUGGGUUCUCGCGGACAUUACCAAUCCACGCAAAACCGGAUCAUGGCGGGAACCCCGCCCACGUACUACCCCUCCUCGUCGACAGGCUACCCGGGCUCAUCUCGUUACCGGUCUAUGCUAGAUGUUGGGCCGUCUUCUUCAUCUUCAGCCGCCCAGAACCGUGCACUGCCGCCUCCGCCGCCCCAAAUCGCCGAGGAGGACGAGUGCCCGGUCUGCCACCGCGAGCUCCCGUCGCGCAGUCUGCCGAACUUUGAGGCUGUGCGGGAGACGCACAUAACCACUUGCAUUGCCGCACAUAGUACAUACAGCGGCACGCCUACGGGAGAAACACCGCAGAAUACCGUUGGUACCCCACCUCCUCUGGCCAUACGCCGGACUGGGAUGUUUCCUUAUCUGGCCACGGAGAAGGACUGCGUCGAUUCUGCCGAGUGCACCAUCUGCCUCGAGGAGUUCGAGGUAGGCGUUCCCAUGGCGCGUCUAGAGUGCCUCUGCCGUUUUCACCGGUCCUGCAUCUCGGCUUGGUUUAUCAACCACCCCGGCCGAUGCCCCGUCCAUCAGCAUGAUAGUUUUGGCUAUUGAUACCUAGGGUUGUUCUUUCGAUAUUUCAUCUGUCGUUUGCUCUGCAUUUUGGCGUUUGGGUUCGGCCGGGCCAGUCACUUUAACUAAGUCUCUCAUUUGGUACGCGCAUUGCACCCUUCUUUAUUGGUUUACGGCUACAUACUUGUCUCCUCGUCUUUUUUUGUCUGGUGUCAUUCAACGUGUGACGUCAGGAGGAUGGGGCUCGGCUCACGCAGAAUGUGGCCGUCGCAGAUGUGGAUGUCCAGGACGGUGUGCAGUU